Messenger RNA from Paraphaeosphaeria sporulosa, 1790 nucleotides. Its product is annotated as cytochrome P450 monooxygenase. Bases 163 to 1692 code for a protein of 509 amino acids. The record is from RefSeq and is a predicted model, not a curated record. NCBI's taxonomy places the organism in Eukaryota, Fungi, Ascomycota, Dothideomycetes, Pleosporales, Didymosphaeriaceae. Gene Ontology annotation, molecular function: monooxygenase activity; oxidoreductase activity, acting on paired donors, with incorporation or reduction of molecular oxygen; iron ion binding. The transcript is spliced from 3 exons.
GCUGACCGUUCAUCAACAACACCUAACCGGUGAGACUAAACGGUGGGGCUCCUACACCAACUGCGUCUUAGAUCUACACAUUUGUCAUCGCACCACUUCCUCGGCAGUUAUCUCUAGCAAUUCCUGAGUACUGACCUGAAUUGCAUCGAAGUUGAAGACAAAAUGGUUGAUCCAAAGACGGCUGUGCUUGCCUUCGUCGUUCUCUAUGUACUCCCAUACCAGCUAUGCAUGCUCGUCUAUCGCCUCUGCUUCUCACCACUGAGCAAGCUCCCAGGUCCAUGGUUUACCCGAAUCUCCACCAUCCCAGAAGUGAACGCGCUUAAAGAACAGCGAAGAACAAAAUGGGUCAACACCCUGUUCGAGCAGAAUCCAGGCGCAGUGGCGGUCCGCACGGGUCCAAAGGCGGUCUCAUUCAAUCACCCUGAUGCUGUCAAGGCUAUAUACGGACACGGGAAGGGACAAGAAGAAUUUGGAAAGUCGAGCUGGUACGACGCCUUCUCCACAACAGGCGAGUCGCUCUUCUCCACGCGCUCCAAGAAGCGCCACGCCAUGAAGCGCAGGAUGGUAGCGCACGGCUUCAGCGCGCAGAGUCUGCAACUCUUCGAGCCGUAUGUUGACCUCACGAUUGAGAAGUUCAUGAAGCGUAUGGAUGAAUUUGCGCAGACCGGAGAUCCUUUUGAUAUUUACUUCUGGUUUGAGCUCUUCACUAUGGAUUUGAUGGGCGAGCUCGCACUCGGCAACAACUUCGGCGUGCUGGAAGCGGGGAAGCCGGCGAGGUACUCCAAGCUCGUGGAGCUGUCGCAGCGUUUUGGGAAUCUGAGUGGUAUUCUUCCGUUCGGGAAGUACAGCAAGAGGGUGCUCAGCUGGGUGCCUUUGCCGUACGUUCAGCAGCUGUGGAAAGCGAGAGUAGAGUAUUUGGAAUACGCCCGGCAUGCCUUGGAAAAGCGCUUCAAGAAUGAUCGCGCACAGGUUGCGCAGAGUGGGAAGCAAAGACAAGACAUCAUGCAGCGCUUCAUCGAGGCCAAGGAUCCCGAGACAGGGAGGCGGAUGGACUUUGACGAGCUGCGCGCCGAAACAUCAUCACUUAUGGUCGCAGGCGCGAGUACCGGCAGUGUGACCAUGAACUGGAUGAUAUACUACCUCUGCAAAAAUCCCCAGAUAAAAACACGCCUCAUACACGAACUAGACACAAUGUUUCCCAAUGAACAAGACUGCGGGAAACCCCUCCCUUACACGCAAGUCAACACCAUUCGCCUCCUCGAACACGCUGAAAUCGAAUGUCUCCGCCUCCACCCCCCCAUCGGGUACGCGAUGCCCCGCGAUACACCCCCAGGCGGAGCCGUCAUAUGCAACCACUUCAUCCCCGGUGGUGUCGCGGUCGGAGUUCCCGCCGCAACAAUCGGGCGCAAUGCCGCGGUUUAUCCCGAUCCAGAUUCCUUCCAGCCCGACCGUUGGGCAGACGCUACAGCGGAGAUGAAGACGUGUUUCCUGGGGUUUGGCUUUGGCAGUCGGCAAUGCAUUGGCCGCAACGUCGCGAACCAAUUCGCAGUCAAGAUGAUUGCAAGCUUGCUGGUGAGGUACGAGGUUGAGAUGGAGGACCCCGGGUUGGUGCUGGGGACGAAGGAGUUUACGAUACUGAAGCCGGAUAGGGAGUAUAAGGUCGUUUUGAAGAGGAGAGUGGCGAAGGGUUGAGCGGUUUCGUGUGCCUGGUGCGCGGGUCGAGCAUUGCUGUUUCAACCCCGUUGGGAGAAUCAGGUACUGCAACGCUAACUCACCAGGACAACGGAAUG